This is a messenger RNA of Phytophthora sojae, 309 nucleotides long. RefSeq lists its product as hypothetical. The transcript has a single exon. The record is from RefSeq and is a predicted model, not a curated record. Lineage: Eukaryota; Oomycota; Peronosporomycetes; Peronosporales; Peronosporaceae. Gene Ontology annotation, molecular function: protein dimerization activity. The annotation marks the transcript as partial.
UAUGUCUUGCUACCCAUGGUUGCUCGCAUCCUGUUUGCAGUCCCAUCUUCUUCUGCUCAGAUUGAAAGGGACUUCGGCAACAGUGGGAAAAUGGUGACUGCCCUGCGAGCUUCUACAAGCACGGCUAAUAUCGACAUGGCUUGCUUCCUUCAUCAACACCGGUCAUUUGUCGAUGUGUGCCAGUGCCCAAAGCUGAAAGCAUCCGAAGUCGACGAACACAUUCCAAGCAAUGUCAAGAUUAACCUGGAACCCGAGGUAGUGGAGCGAAUGGAAUGGAAUCAGCUGGCACAAGCGUGCUUUUCGACAUCA